AUGCGUGGUUUCGGUCCUCUCCUCCUCCUCCCUGUGGUCGCCAACUUGGCUUCUGCUCAGUUCAACGUCUCGAGCGUGCCUGAGUCUACCAGAGAAACCUGGUGCACCAACCAACAGGCCGCCUGCCCUAUCAUCUGCUCCCAAACUUCCGCAAACUCUUCAGAGACCCUCGAGAACGACUGUGACCCCGAGACCCUCGACUACUCAUGCCUCUGCAGCAACAACCUGAGCCCCAACGCCUCCGAGUACUCGCAAACCAUCCCCUUCUACAUUUGUACCGCCACAAACCAAGAGUGCAUUUCAAACUGCGGCGGCAACACUCAGUGCGAGUUCAACUGCAACGCAGACAACCCUUGCGGUGCCCAGAACCCUACACGCAUCAAUGCCACCACUUCCUCCGCCUCGGCAACCGCUUCCUCAACUGGCUCUGGCAGCGCAGGCCAGGCUACAAACUCCGCCGGCCAGACCAUCUACAGUGGUCUCGGCGGUAGCGGUGGUGCCUCUGCCACUGGCUCCAGCAACACCAAAACUGGUGCAGCAGCCGCUCUCCAGCUCGGCCAGGCUUACGGUCUCCUCGCCGUCUCUGCCGGCAUCUUUGCCGGCUUCGGUCUCCUGCUCUAA
Messenger RNA from Aureobasidium subglaciale EXF-2481, 621 nucleotides. RefSeq lists its product as uncharacterized. The transcript has 3 exons. The coding region runs from base 1 to 621 and encodes 206 amino acids. The record is from RefSeq and is a predicted model, not a curated record. NCBI's taxonomy places the organism in Eukaryota, Fungi, Ascomycota, Dothideomycetes, Dothideales, Saccotheciaceae.